UGUGACACAAACACUUCCUCGUGGCUCUCGUUCAGACUCGGUCCAGACUCGGUUCAGACUCGGUCCAGAGGUCGGACCAUGGGCCGGUUCGUCCCGGGCUCUGUCGCUCCUCGUGUCCCGCUUUUGGCGCUGGUUCUGUGGGUCACGACAACAAGAACCGCGAGAGUCCUGCCCGGAGCCUCAGACAACUGCACCCAACAGGGUCUGAGCUGCUCCGUCCACUACAGUAACUGUCUGGACCCAGACUGGGUUCUGUCUCAUUCUUUCACGCCUCCUCGUCCUGAGACUCUGGACCUGAGGAUCUCAACCAGAUCAGACCCAAAAGGAAACCUGCUCCCAGUGAUGAGCGCCACCUGGAGGCUACGGGACGACGGAGGUAUCAGUUUCCUUAAAGCCUCUGAGCUUCACGUCGUCGUCGUCUCCACAAACCAGAACCUGUGUGUGCGCUACACCUACAACACCACCCUGCCCAUGAGGGACCCCCGAGGAGACAAGUGGUCGUGGAGCUCAGAUGUUGUGGUGGUGGACCCGGGUCAGUCCUACAGUGUCUCAGUGGAGAACAUCCCCAAAGCAGAACUGGACCACAGCACCUCCAGUGUGAGCAAGAACAUCACAGUCCCAGGCUGUUCUGACCCUGUGAUGAGGAGGACGCUGCCGUGUGUCCAGUCUGGGAUCUUGUGGAGUCCAAACAUCAGCUGGUCUGAGUCCGGCUCUGUCCUCACUGUGGAGUUCAGUCCAGAUCCUCUGAGUGACAAAUACAAAGUCCUGUGUCUCUGUGGCAGGACAGAGAUCGCCAAGACGACCCUGAGAGCACCCGCUGGGAACGUCUCCAGACUGAACGUCUCCUUUCCCUUCGACACGUGGUCCUGCUGCCGUCUCCGUGUUGAGGUUCUGUCUUACUUUCCUCACUGUAAGAACGACUGUCGCAGACACAGCAGAUACUACGACCUCUGCAAGAUGGACACCGCCACGGAGCCGCCAGAUAAGCCCCGCCCCCUGCCCGUGGCCCUCGGCGCGUCGGCUCUGGUCCUCCUGCUGGUCGGAGUCUGCAUCGCCGGCGUCGUCUGCGGGAGAAGAGGCCGGACGGCGGUGCAGCAGACGGAGAAGCAGGGCCCGUUCCAGACGCGGCUGGAGGAGCACCCGACUCUGCUCCUGAUCUACUCCAGAGACCACCCGCUGUACCUCGAUGUGGUGCUCAAGCUCGCAGCCUUCCUCCAGGCUCAGUGCGGCAUCCUGGUUCUCUUGGACCUCCUCGACUCCUCCUCGGUCUCUCAGUUCGGUGUUAUUCGUUGGUUGGAGCUGCAGAGACAGAAACUCGGUCCCAACGAUAAGAUCCUGGUUCUUUGUUCUCGCGGCGUCCAAUCAAAAUGGAGAGCCAUGUGCGGCCAGGGUCAGGUGGAGCACCAGCCGGACGAUCUGAUUGGCCCGUUCCUCAGCCUCUUCCUGUCGGACAUGCACAUUCCGCACUCCAGGGGAAGGUACAUCGCGGCGUUCUUCGAGGACCUCGGCUCAGAGCGUGACGUUCCUUCGUUCUUCGACAUCGCGGUGAAAUACAAACUGAUGAAACACUUUGAGGAGCUGUACUUCCGCGUCCUCGACAGGGAGAAGUACGAACCCCAAAGAGUGAACCACAUCCAAGGCAUCGGCCCCGACGAGUUCCACCGCUGCGGCUCCGGGCGCGCGCUCCAAAACGCCAUCCACACCUUCGCCGCCUUCCAAAUCCACAAUCCUGAUUGGUUUGAAAACGCCGGAACUGAAGUCGUCAGCGAAUCGAGUCUGCUCCUUGAAACGAUGCCCCUCCCACAAAUCCUCGAGUACCAGCCAAUCGUACGAGACCCCGCCCCCAUUUAUACCAAUGACAUUUUAGCAAACGAAACCACGGGGCAUUUUUACAUCGCCGAGCCUGAGGUCAAACGGGACGUACCGAUUUCGCUAAACGAGCCUCUUCUGCCCGCGCUCACUCCCGACCAAUCGGUGCUGGAGGUGCGGCCGGAGCCACGCCCAAAUAUGGACAUAUUUAAAUCAGAGCUCAUUCCGAACGCAGCCAUGCAGAUUCCCGUAGAGGACGAAGACGAGACGGAGUCAGGGGCGGAGUCGGGCGUGAGUGCGGGGCAGAGCGCAGAGUGGGCGGAGUCUGGGGACAGGGCGGGGCAGAGCGCAGAGUGGGCGGAGUCGGGCGUGAGUGCGGGGCAGAGCGUGGAGGAGGAGCUGCAGGAGGGGGAGGAGUCUAAGGGCCAAAGCUCCGCCUCCGAUCAGGGCUACAGCUCCAGAGCCUGGACUGAACCGAACUCUGACCACAUGAGGGCGCUGCUGAGGCUGCAACAGGAGCUGAUGAGCGGCUUCUGCCAUUUUGAGAACGAAUGACGCUCGUUUAAACGCUCACGAUUCAAACGGUUUCACUUUUUCCUGAAUCUCGUGGCUCGUUUUCUCUGGUUUGACACUUGUAACGUUGUAAUUUUACUUCCUGGUUGGACGCCGGCAGCAGGCGCGACACGGAGGUAAUUCAUCUAGUACUUUUUUUUUUGUCCUGGCCUGUGGUGUUGUGAUCACGCUCUGAAGGGGGAGUGACUCAGCAUGGGGGGCAAAAGGAGGCGGGGCUUGGUGCGUCGAAAAUGAAAGUGAAACUUAUAAAACGUGUAAAUAGUUUUGUCUUACUCUUUGUGGUUCAUUAUGAAGUUACACCAUGAACUUAUUUAAUUUGAUGAUGUCACUGAUGAUGUCACUGAUGAUGUCACUGAUGAUGUCACUGAUGAUGUCACCGUCUCGUUCACUGUUGACUCUUUGCUUCAGUCAUGUGAUGUUUUUUAAAAAAUCAAAAUGGCUGCCAGGGCUUUUUUAUUCAACCUUUUUUUUUUUUUUUCAUGAAACAAACUCUUAACAUUUUUGUAAAUUCCUGAGCCUUUUUUUUUCACUUUACAAUUUGAACACGUUUUUUUUUUUAGUGAAUAAACAAUAAAAGUGAAGAUGAUGAUGU
Molecule: messenger RNA, 2974 nt
Organism: Periophthalmus magnuspinnatus
Lineage: Eukaryota; Metazoa; Chordata; Actinopteri; Gobiiformes; Gobiidae
Gene: il17ra1a
Product: interleukin 17 receptor A1a
Exons: 13
Coding region: 79-2364 (761 amino acids)
Molecular function (GO): interleukin-17 receptor activity
Source: RefSeq, a predicted model, not a curated record